AUGCCUGACAUCCAGCCCGAGCCCGAGCCGGAGUCGGGAGGCGGCCAGGUCCUGGCUGUAGACCACUCCCACUUGGCCAACAAGAUUGAGAACUACGAGCAGGUCCUCCAAGAUGCCGCUGCGGCGGACCGGCAGGAACACAAGAUGGGCGGAUGGGAGACGUUCAAGGCGUAUCGCAAGGCGGCGUUCUGGUCGGCGAUACUCUCCACCUGCUUGGUGAUGGAGGGGUUUGACCUAGUCGUUAUUGGCAGUUUCUACGGCCAGCCGGCGUUUCAACAGCGUUUCGGGACGUACGACCCCGCGACGGGCGGAUGGCUCAUCACCGCCGAAUGGCAGACGGGGCUCAGUAACGGCGCUCUCGUCGGUGAGAUCCUGGGCAUAGUGAUCAACGGCUAUUGCACAGACAAGUUCGGAUACAAACCCACCGUCCUCGGCGCGCUCGUGGCCAUGGCGGCGUUCAUCUUCAUACCGGUGUUCGCGCAGAGUCUCACCGUGCUGGUGGUGGGUGAGAUCCUGCAGGGGAUCCCGUGGGGUAUCUUCCAGGUCGUGACCACUGCGUACGCCGCGGAUGUGUGCCCGAUCAACCUCCGCGCGUACCUCACCACAUUUAUCAACAUGUGCUGGGGAAUGGGUAUUUUCUUGUCGUCGGGAAUCACUCUUCAUGCCAAGUGGUCAUCAGGUUGUGGUUACGCGGUAUACAUGUCUCCCCAGGUGUCCGGUCUGAUCCUUGUCACAGGCUGGCGCCUCCCGUUCUGCCUCCAGUGGAUCUGGCCCCCGGUGCUGUUCACCAUCAUCCUCUUCGCGCCCGAAUCGCCCUGGUGGUUAGUCCGCCAAGGCCGUUUCGCCGACGCCGAGGACUCGUGCCGCCGUCUCUCGUCGAGGGAGUACUACACCCCCGAAUCGGGAAAGAGGCAGGUGGCGUACAUGAUCCACACGACGGCGAUGGAGCGGGAGGAAUCGGAGGGCGCGAGGUUCGUGGAUUGUUUCAGGGGGAAGAUCAACCUCCGGCGCACGGAGAUUGUGUGCGCCGUGUUCACCAUCCAGUGGUGGUGCGGCGACCCGCUCAUCUCCUACGCCAUCACGUUCUACGAGGAAGCCGGCCUCGACGCGAUCAAGGCGUUUGACCUGAACCUGGGUGUCACGUCGAUGUACAUCGUCGGAACCCUGAUCUCGUGGCCGCUCGUGUCCCGCUUCGGACGCCGGACGAUCUACCUCUACGGCCUAGCCGGCAUGGGCGCCACCAUGCUCAUCACGGGCAUCCUCGGCUUCGUGAAUGCCAACGGCGCGAAAUGGGCGAUCGGAACAAUGUUGAUCCUCCUCAAUUUGUUCUACAACAUGAGCGUCGGGCCGGCUUGUUAUGUCAUCAUCUCCGAGACGCACUCGACGAGGCUCCGCGCGAAGUCCAUCGUGCUCGCCCGGAACGCCUACAACAUCACCGGCAUAAUCACCAACACCAUCACCCCGCGUAUGAUCUCCCCACUGGCGUGGGGCUGGGGGGCCCGAUGCGGUCUGUUCUGGUUCGGCACCUGCGUGCUCAGCUGGUUAUGGUGUCUCUUCAGACUCCCAGAGACGAAAGGGCGGAGUUAUGGCGAGCUGGACAUCCUGUUCAACAAUCGCGUAGAGGCGUGGAAAUUCGCAAGGACCAAAGUGGAUCGUGAGUGCUCGUACAGCACAUACUAAUUCGCUGGAUUGCCAGAGGACUGGUCGGGCGGCGACGUCAACGUCGACAAGAAAGGUGUCGAGCCGGAGCACGAGCACGUAGAGCAAGCGCGUUGA
This is a messenger RNA of Saitozyma sp. JCM 24511, 1776 nucleotides long. NCBI's taxonomy places the organism in Eukaryota, Fungi, Basidiomycota, Tremellomycetes, Tremellales, Trimorphomycetaceae. The record is from the annotation of a GenBank genome assembly.